UAUAUAAGUUAUAAAGACUUCACCAUGAGUCAAACGUGCUUAUAUAUAAAGAAAUAAACUCAGGCAAAAAUGAAUUCAGCCUACUCAAACAAGAUUUAUUCCAAUUCCAAACGAGUUAAUUUCUUGAAACAUUAACAGCAAUCUGCUGCCAUGGGCGGGAGUAAGCGGAGCAUUGGGAAGAUUAAAGACAUACUUAUGAAAGCACUGGAUGACCUUGUUAGUGUGAACUCAAUAUUCACAGUAGCUGUCUUCCUGGGCUUAUCUUUUGCCUCUCCCACCGGGCUGCAUAGCCUUGAAGUUAACCGACCUGAAUGUGACCCAGACGUUAAGAUGGUGAAGCGACUGAUCAUGUAUGAAGUUGUGUCAUUUUCUAGCUUCCUCCUUUCGAGCCUGGUAGCAAAAUCACUCAAGAUUUUUCUCAGCAUUUUUUACCCCGACACAGAUCCAUCAGAUUCGGAUAAUAAAGCCAAGGCUAGUUCAGAUAACAAGCUGUUUCACUCAGGCAGAGGCUUCAUGUUCGGAAUAUCAAUACUUGCGUCAAUUGUUGGAGUGUUGUUUUUAACAAUUUCGAUGAAGUACGUGGUUGAGAUAAAGAUAGGGAAGCUGUCCUGCGGGAUCCAUGAGACUUGGGCUUCUGUUAUUGCACUGUGUGUGUUAGUGGCUAUUGCUCUCUUUUUUUACUUACCCUUCAUGUUGAUUGCUCUAAUUUAUUGCAUGAUAGAGCCAUAAAAAUAUGGCAUAUAAAUUGUGGGAUAUAAUAUAUCUGGCAGACAGCAUAUAGGAUGCUGUUUCUUGGAUUGCUUUAAUUUGCAUAAUUGUCAUUGUAAAAUUUUACGCCCUGCUAUUAAUAAAGCAACCUGCGUUGAUAUCA
Molecule: messenger RNA, 871 nt
Organism: Hevea brasiliensis (rubber tree)
Lineage: Eukaryota; Viridiplantae; Streptophyta; Magnoliopsida; Malpighiales; Euphorbiaceae
Exons: 2
Coding region: 151-729 (192 amino acids)
Source: RefSeq, a predicted model, not a curated record